GUGAAUGAACAUAUCGAGUUGCAGUUCAAUUAGCUCCUUUCACAUGGGGAUAAAUCUAUUCUUUUUAUGCUGCAUCAGUUGAUUCUGAAUUUUGAAACUGUCUUUGCAUUGUCAUUGACCAAUCUGUUUUUAUAAACUAAGUCCUUCCAUCUCUACGUCACUACAUGAAUUUCCGACUUUAAUAAAGCUUCCUCUGGAGAAUAGAUUUCAACGAGUUUGGACAGACAUAAAACAGCGUGAGAACAAAUGAGGAGAUCUCGCUGAACCAGAGAAGGAUUCUCUAUUUAGAACCUCUAGGAAGGUUUCUGCACGUAUAGAGUUUCGAGUUUUCGACAUUCGAGGCCGAAGUGUCAGCUCCCGAUCCACACAUGAAUCGAGCCCACGUCUACGUCUUGAUCUUCUGUUGGGUCUUCUUCUUGCACGUCGAGGCGCAAAUCCCACCCCAGGGAGCGGUUAUCUCGCAGGAUGACUCGAAUGUCCAGUCGAGCCUCGGGGUUGUCAUGGCAAUACUCUCCCUGAUGUUCUUGAUUGCUUGCAUCCUCCUUGUCUAUGCCAAGUACUGUCUCUCCAGCAGAUCGGCCAUCCAUAGCGACCCGGAAGCUCUUCUUUGGCUCACGAGGUCGAGAUCGCAGUUAUCAGGCAUCGACAAGACGGCGAUUGAGUCGCUCCCUUUCUUCAGGUUUUCCUCGCUCAGGGGAUCGAAAGAAGGGCUCGAGUGCGCGGUGUGCCUCUCCAAGUUCGAGGACGUCGAGAUCCUCCGGCUGCUGCCUCAGUGCAAGCACGCCUUCCACAUCGAGUGCAUCGACCGCUGGCUCGAGAACCACUCCAGCUGCCCCAUCUGCCGGCUUAGGCUGAGCGUGGAGGACCCGGCGAUCUUCACCUACUCAAGCAGCAUGAGGCUUCGGAACCAAUCCAGCCGACACGAUGACUCGAAUCCGGAGCUUCUCUUCGUCCAAAGGGAGGAGGGUAAUCGCGGGUCCUCCAGGUUCGGCAUCGGGAGAAGCUUAAGGAGGAUGUUCAAGGCCGACAGGGAAGACGAGGUCUCAAUCCGGGAUGCGGCCAGAAACGCCGAUCAGGACCCGAGAGGCGACCUGCACAAGUUCAAUCACAGGAUCCUGGUGCCUGACGGGUUCUUCAAGAACAGGUGGAGCAAUGUGAGCUCUUCGGACCUGAUGUUCCUGAAUUCAGAAAUGCUGAGCUCCGCGUCAAGCAACAGGUUCUCUUCCCUGGAGGCAAAUCCUGGCCAGUCCAAAACCAGCAGAGCCAACGACGAGGGCCAAAUUGGGAAGAUCAGGGAAGAGAUGGAGCUGAAGAGACUGUUUGAGAGCAAGCCCGGCCCGAAGAGCUUGACUAGCCCGGUCCUGAUGGCGGGCCUCCCUCCUCCGAUGGCGACGGGCAGGUCGAAGUAUCUGCUGCCAGACGAGAAGAGGUCGAUGUCCGAGAUCACGGGGGUGUCGAGGCUCGGAGAAUUGAACAGGAAGAGCAGGUAUACCCAAGAGGCUUCCUCACAAGAAAAUGGUGGGGGGUCGUCAAGGGAGGAGAGGAUGAGAAGGCUGUGGCUGCCAAUUGCCAGAAGAACAGCUCAAUGGUUUGCUAACAGAGAGAGAAGAUCUCAAGACUCUUGAGAAUCAGAACCUAAGGCUAAAACCAGAAGAUGUAUAGGCUCUUUUGCUGUCUUUUUUUUUGGGAAAUUGUAGAUAUGACUUCUGCAUUAUUGUUGAUUUUCUGUUUCUUUUUCUUACCCUUUUUUUUUUCCUUUUUUGGGACACAAUUCAUGAAUAUCUCAGAGAACGGAGUAGGAACAUAGAAUUGGCAUGAUAAAGAGCACGCUGUCAAUCCCUACUUUUGGCUCUGGGCUUCUCUUAAAAUAUCCUUUGUUGUUCCUCUUUUGCAGUUAUACACAGAAAGUAAG
Molecule: messenger RNA, 1912 nt
Organism: Eucalyptus grandis
Lineage: Eukaryota; Viridiplantae; Streptophyta; Magnoliopsida; Myrtales; Myrtaceae
Product: E3 ubiquitin-protein ligase ATL42
Exons: 1
Coding region: 369-1625 (418 amino acids)
Source: RefSeq, a predicted model, not a curated record